This is a messenger RNA of Aphanomyces astaci, 1617 nucleotides long. RefSeq lists its product as hypothetical. NCBI's taxonomy places the organism in Eukaryota, Oomycota, Saprolegniomycetes, Saprolegniales, Verrucalvaceae. Bases 15 to 1418 code for a protein of 467 amino acids. The transcript has a single exon. The record is from RefSeq and is a predicted model, not a curated record.
AUCAAAUCGUCACCAUGACGGCUGCUCGUGGCGGAAUAGGACUGAAUGUCGGUGAGAAGAAUGCUGGGGACGGCAUUCAACCACUUGCUAACGUUAGCAUGAACAACACCCACAUGCAGCUUCAGACGACAUCCGACUCUGGUGUACUCCGCCGGGUCAAGACUGCACUCACCCCUAUGUCCCUCGACGCCAAGUUAGAUCAUGUCAUCGCCGUGGAGGACCGCAUCGCGCUCGAGGUCGCGGCGUACAAGCAGCGACUCGCCGACAUCGAAUGGGAUGCCAAUAGCAGCAGCACCAACUUGAACUUGUCCAGCAUUUUGCGGAGGAAACCGUCGUGUCGCUCCAGUCUGGCCCGCGUCAAGCUCCACGUCGAAGCUGCGUUGCAUAAACGGGCAAUCGAAGUGCUUCGGUCGUCGGCCGAGGUCGACGCCGUGUCGUUUUCCCUUCAAUGGAAGGACCGCCUCCGACGAGAUUCCAUUUAUCGUACGCUGUUUUCCCAGGGCAAAUGGCUCCGGACAGCGCUUUCUCACGUCAAGUCCGUCCCUGUGAGUUGCAUGCGUCGCCUGUCCGCGGACGAGGUUCAUGCAGCACCAGAGCAUCACAUUCGCCGCCUCUCCCUCGACGAAACCACCAAAACCCACCACCUCCAUCACUCAUGGUCAUCGUUGACCCACCUCCUCGCCUCCGCGCCGUUGACGGCACCACAUCAGGACCAGCCCUGUCCAUCGUACCUGGCGUUUGAGCUGCAUCUGGUCACGUCCCGCUUCGACCAAACAGAUCUUGGCAUGGCCUUCGAAUCCCAUUGCUGCCGUUCCCUCAACGCUCUCGCAUCCACCACCUCAUUCCAAACCCUCGUCGGCCAACUCGCCCGAGCACUGGCCGACGAGCACGACGUCCCACCGUCGCAUCAGCCCGCGCUCCUUCGCUUGACUCGUCAAAUGGUGCAUGCUCGUCUCGGCGCGGUGUUUGUCGCUCCCGUCGCCUCGGCUCUCGAGCGCGACCAAGCGUCAUGGACGCAGCACGCGUCUCCGUCUGCCCGUGCGCGUGCGUUGCAUCAACUGCAAGAAGUGGGUUUGCCGGCGGCGUCCACGCUGUGGCUCCGCCGCUCCGUGGCGGCCUUGGAAGCGCUGCCGUACUUCAUGCCCGACCACACCCUCGACGCCUUUCUCGGCGUCAUCUCGACGCUGCACGAAGAAGUGUCGGCGUCAUUGGCGCGACCCGCGCAGUCGCUGUCGGCGGACAUCAUCUUGCCCGUGCUGGUCGCGCUCGUCCUCCACAGCCACGCCCCGUUCCUCAUCGCCCAAAUCCAUGUCAUGGAAACGCUGGCCCUGACCGACGGACGCGACGGCGGCGAAGCGGCUUAUUACGUGGCCCUCGUCCAGUCGGCCAUACGCCACGUCACACAAGUAGACGGUUGACGGAAUGAAAAAAAAUGAUUAUCAAAACUCCCACUCCAGCACUCUCGACAUCAUACUACUUCUUUGUCGUCUAGACGAAGUAUAGUGACAAGUCGGUUCGUAAUCAUUGGAGAAUCGAAAAGACGUGGUAAAUCGAUUCGAAAAGACGUGGUAAAUCGAGUUGACAAUGAACUAGCCAAUCAAAAUCCAUUCUAAAAGA